AUGAUGUUGAAGUAUGCGAUUAGUGUAUUGUUGAUACAGACUGCGCUGGCGCAAGUGCUGUAUGAUGUUUACUAUGGGAAGCCUAUUACACAGGAGAGGAACAAUACGUUGACACUUCUGAACGCAACAAGUCCAUGCAUGAUAUCGGUGCAGCCGUGCAAGAAGCACGAGGGUCGGCGCGUGGACGGCACCUGCGUCAACCCCAAGUACCCGUCCAGGAACGGCUCCCCCACCCCCUUGCUCAGGAUGCUGCCUGCCAAAUUUGGGCUGGGUAACACCCUGCGACCAGCCAUGAACGGCUCCGAGUUGCCCUCAGCCCGCCUCAUUCGCACCAAGAUCCUGAGCGAAGGAUACCACGCCGAUCACCACUUCACCACGCUGGCGGCUAACCUGUUCCUACUGGCUGUUGGAGAUUAUCUGGAUGUCCUAUAUCUGUUGCGUUAUGUCAUGGCCAGUGAGUGUUGUCUGGGCAACACUCCGAACCGCGCCAGUCCCGACUGCAUCGCCAUCCCGGUGCCCGAGGACGACCCGUUCCUCCGCCGCAGCGGCGUCAGGUGCAUGAACCUCACCAGAUUCCAGACCUACCAGGACUUCAGAUGUAUACCUAAUACGCUUCCAGCAGAGCGGAUAACACUUUCCACACCAUUACUGGACUUGUCAAUAAUCUAUGGGAACACAGAGCAGCAGGCUGCAAGGACCAGGACUUACAGGAACGGUCUACUGAGAUCCGAACUCAGAGAUGGCAUAGAAAGACCGCCAGCUAAUGCCGCGACGUGUGUCAACAACGUGAGACCUAGGGAAAAUUCUUGUUUUGAAUUUGGAGACUCGUUCGGAGGCAACACGUUACAAGGGUCAACGAUAGUGGCGCUGGUGAUAUACCGGGAACACAACCGGCUUGCCCGCGAACUGGCCGGGAUCAACCCGUGCUGGGGCGACCAGGAACUGUACGAGACUGCCCGGGAGAUAAAUAUAGCUCAGUAUCAACAUUUGAUGUACUAUGAACUAAUGGCUUUGUUAUUAGGUAGAGAAAAUGCUUUACAAGUCGGCAUAAUAUACAAUACUGACGGCUAUGUGGAUGACUUUGAUGCGAGGUACAAGCCCGGGGUAUUCCACGAGUUUGUCCUGGGCACCAGAUAUUUCCACACUUUCCAAGAGGGCAGAUCGUAUCUUUACAGUAAUAAGGGAAAAUAUUUAGGAACCAGAACUGUUGUUGAUGAUUCAUUCAGAUCAGGUAUUUACGAGCUGAACAACACAGAAGCUGACCUCACGCAAGGGACGUUCAGACAACCUGCUGCUAAAUUCGAUCACAAUAUGGAUCCUGAUAUUGCGGAGCGUGUUUUUGGCAGUAGGCAACGAGCCUCUGAUCUGCCCGCAAUCGACAUCAAACGAGGUCGUGACCACGGCGUGCCUCCCUACAACGCCUACAGGAAACUCUGCGGGUUGCCCGUCGCCCGCAAGUGGGAGGACUUCAAGGAGAUUCAUCCUGAUAAACUAGAACAAUUUAAACGUCUUUACGAAGACGUAGACGACUUGGAGCUGAUGCCGGCCAUCUACAGCGAGAAGUGGGUGAAGGGCGCCGUCGUGGGCCCCACGCUGUUCUGCAUCAUGACCCAGAACCUGGUGCAGUGGAGGAAGUCCGACAGGCAUUUCUUUGAGCACGGAGAUCUGCCAACUUCACUGACAUUGCCCCAGCUUCAUGAGAUCAGAAAGACCAGUGUGGCUCGAUUGAUGUGUGAUAGCGGAGUGGGUGUCACACAUAUACAACCUGAAGCUCUUCUUGUUGAAAGCGAGUUCAAUAAAAUGGUACCUUGCAAGGCGAUCCCUAGCUUGGACUUGUCGGCGUGGGAAGACCCGAAGUGUCACAAGAAGAAUGAUGAUAAGAAACAAGAUGUGAAGGACAAUAGGCGGGAUCCAGUAGAGGAUUUAUCUUGGCAAUCUUAUAUUGAUAUAAAGUGA
Amyelois transitella is the source of this 1956-nucleotide messenger RNA. RefSeq names its product peroxidase-like. The transcript is spliced from 12 exons. Gene Ontology annotation, biological process: response to oxidative stress. Lineage: Eukaryota; Metazoa; Arthropoda; Insecta; Lepidoptera; Pyralidae. Bases 1 to 1956 code for a protein of 651 amino acids. Gene Ontology annotation, molecular function: peroxidase activity; heme binding. The record is from RefSeq and is a predicted model, not a curated record.